UUGAAGAGUUAGAGUCAGUCAGAGUCAAAGUCAAAGUCGUCAUCCCCAACACUACUUCUGGUUCCAACCAGUUCAUACCUUUUCCAUCAUCGCAUGUGCUCCUUCACUGUAAAAGGUCCUCUCUUUCUCUAUCACUGAUCAUCCCACGUUCUUGAUCAACAGGAAUGGUACAUUUACGAAAAUACCCUUUUCUUAUACUUCUACUGAUCUAUCUUGGAAUCCAAGUAGAAUCAGAUGCCUCUGAUCAUCGCUAUAGUGAAGGUGAUAUAGUCCCCUUCUAUGCCAACAAAAUUGGCCCAAUCUCUAAUUCAUGGGAAAUAUAUGCUUAUUAUGAACUUCCAUAUUGUUCUCAAGUAACAGAUGAUGUCAAAGAGAAAAAGCUUAAUUUAGGAGAGAUGUUGAAUGGAGAUCAUCUUGUUUCAACUCCAUAUAAGCUUGAAUUCCUUGUGGAUAAAGAUUUUGAAGUAUUAUGCAAUAAGACACUGAGUAAAACAGAUGUUUCUAAGUUCAGAAGGGCGAUAGAGAAGGACUACUAUAUGCAAUUGUAUUAUGACGACUUGCCAAUGUGGGCUUUUAUCGGAAUCAAACUAAAUAAGGGUGAUUUAAAUGAAAGGAUCAAGAAAGGGUAUUCCCUUUCCAAACAUUUUGAUUUCCAUGUUUUUUAUAAUAAGGAUCGUGUAAUUGAGGUCAAUCUCCAAGUAGCUAUGGAUUCACUUGCAGACAUAACAGAAGACAAGGAAGUUGAUGUGAGCUUCACAUACUCUGUUAAGUGGACAAUGACACAAAAAUCAUUUGAUAGGAGAAUGGAGAAAUACAUUGGUUCUGCUUUUUUACCUCACCACAUGUCUAUACAUCAUCACUCAGUUACAUUCUCAAGUGUCAUACUCCUCAUUCUCAUCAUUUCCCUACUCACAUUUUACUUACUUGUCCUUCGCAAAGACAUUUCCAAGAACUCAGUCGAUGUAGAAGAGGAUCAAGUGAUAAGUAAUCAAGAAGAGAUAGGAUGGAAGAAUGUUCAUGGUGAUGUAUUUAGAUUCCCACAGCACAAGUCUUUAUUUGCUGCGGCUCUUGGUGCUGGAACCCAGUUGCUUAUACUGAUCAUAGCAAUUCUUGCUCUUGGCCUCCUAGGUUUUUUUAAGCCCUAUAUUCGAGGAGUACUCUGGAACGCACUUAUCAUUGUAUAUGCAGUUACAUCUUUGGUCUCAGGAUAUACUUCUGGUUCCUUUUAUUGUCAACUCGAAGGAACCAAUUGGAUGAAGAACAUAAUACUGACAGGAGGAUUAUAUCUCGGACCUCUCUUUCUUACUUUUACUUUCCUAGACAUUGUUGCCAUUUUUUAUGGAUCAACUACUGCAUUACCACCGAGAGCAAUAGUCAUGUUAUCUCUUUCGUGGAUAUUCAUAGCAUCACCAUUGCUUCUUUUAGGAGGCAUUAUCGGGAAAACCAGAAUGUCUGAAUUUCAAUCCCCCUGCAAAACCGCUAAAAUUCCUAGAGAGGUUCCUACGCUGCGUUGGUAUAAGGAUGUUCUCCCUCAGAUGGUUUUGGCAGGAAUUUUGCCUUACAGUGUCAUAAAUAUUCAGUUGUAUUACAUAUUUGAAAGUGUUUGGGGGCAUCGCAUUUAUAUACUUUAUAGUAUUAUUUCCAUAGUCUUCUUUCUUCUUCUCAUCAUGACUGCUUUAGUUUCUGUGGCUCUCACAUACUUUCAGCUUGCUGUUGAAGAUCAUCAAUGGUGGUGGAGGUCGUUUUUGUCUGGUGGAUCUACUGGAUUGUACAUAUAUGUUUAUUGCAUCUAUUAUUCUUUCAAGAGAUCAGAGAUGAAUGGUUUCAUGCAAAUCUCCUUUUACUUCGGCUAUAUGGCUUGUGUAUGUUUCGGCAUAUUUCUUCUACUAGGAAGUGUGGGUUUCCGUGCUUCACUACUCUUUGUUCGUUACCUGUAUGCAGCAAUAAAAUGCGAUUAACAGACUAACAGGUAAUUAAGUACUUCAACAAGAGAAGCACAAUGAUAAAGAAAUUGAAGACUAACGAAGAACACAUGGAUUUAACGUGGUUUCAGUUGUUUAGAGUAAUUAAGCUACAUCCACAGGAUAAACUAGAAAGAUAUUUUGUUUGAUAUUCGAUGCUAUACAAUUCUAUGUAUUUAGGUCGUGUUUGGCGGGCCACAGCCAGCUGAUAAGCUAACUUAUUUUUCGAGUUUUUUUAUGUUGCCAUGUUAGAUAAGCCAAAAUGUAUGUCAUUUUUAUAUCUUUCAGCUGGCUUUUCAAUUAGUUUUGCCAAACGUUAUUUUUAUUAGCUAA
Messenger RNA from Lactuca sativa (garden lettuce), 2294 nucleotides. Its product is annotated as transmembrane 9 superfamily member 2. NCBI's taxonomy places the organism in Eukaryota, Viridiplantae, Streptophyta, Magnoliopsida, Asterales, Asteraceae. The record is from RefSeq and is a predicted model, not a curated record. Gene Ontology annotation, biological process: protein localization to membrane. Gene Ontology annotation, cellular component: membrane.